Molecule: messenger RNA, 4187 nt
Organism: Boleophthalmus pectinirostris (great blue-spotted mudskipper)
Lineage: Eukaryota; Metazoa; Chordata; Actinopteri; Gobiiformes; Gobiidae
Exons: 21
Coding region: 1-2943 (980 amino acids)
Biological process (GO): proteolysis
Molecular function (GO): serine-type endopeptidase activity; calcium ion binding
Source: RefSeq, a predicted model, not a curated record
AUGGGCUGUUCAAUACCUCUCUUAGUGUUAUUUUGUGCCAUCAGUGCCACUGGACAGGAGUACUAUGAAUAUAUAGAUACUGGUGGAAAUUUUGAAUAUUACUACGAUGAAAGCACUGACAGCCCUGGAGAGGUUACUGAAACUACCAUAGAUGAUUGGCUUUUUGAACUACUGGACACUACAGCGGUUGCAUGCAGACCCAAUCCCUGCCAAAAUGGAGGUUCUUGUCUCAAAAGCUCCAAGCGCACCUCCUUCAGAUGCUCCUGUCCGAGUGGCUACACUGGGACAUUUUGUGAAGUUGGGCCUAAUGACUGUUAUCAGGAGGAUGGGGAGACUUACAGGGGGAUGGUGAGUGUGACCGUGGAUGGGGACGAGUGUCUGGACUGGAAUUCUUAUUUCAUCCUGCUAAAUGGAGGAGAUCCAUUCACUGAGUAUGCAGGCUUCGAUGGACUCGGGUCACAUAAUUUCUGCAGGAAUCCAGAUGGAGAAACCCAGCCCUGGUGCUUUAUCAUCCAAAAUGGCCAACUUAGAUGGAAGCACUGCAAUGUUAGGCAAUGCUCCACAACUACUGUGAUCCCUCCCACCAUCUAUGAGAGCGCUGUACCCACCCCAGCUCCAAACAAACCUGAUAUACCUGCUCCCUCUGAGUCCUUCUCCCAGUGUGGACAACCUCAGCCAGGACGCGCCUCCAGGAUUUUUGGAGGAAAGAAGUCCCUACCCGGAGCUCACCCCUGGCAGGUCUCUCUUCAGGUCCGCCCCCGAUACUCCUCUGACCGCUUCAAUCACAUCUGUGGGGGCAUUCUGCUCAGCUCCUGUUGGGUUCUUACGGCAGCACACUGCAUAAAAAAUGAUGUCGAAAUGCAGGUUGUUCUUGGAGGAGUGGACAUUGAAAGGCAGGAAGUAUAUGACCAGACUAUUCCUGUGGAGAGGGCUGUGGUGCAUGAAAACUACAGAGAGUCGCCAUUUGCUCUUCAUAAUGAUAUUGCAAUGCUCAAGCUGAGAGCCACGGACAAGUCUCUUUGUGCCAAAGAAACACGUUUUGUGAAGGCGGCAUGUCUCCCAGGAGAAGUGUUUCCCAGCGGGACAGAGUGUGUGAUCUCUGGAUGGGGAGUGACUGAGACACAGAGAUAUGGCACCAACUAUCUGCUGGACGCUCGUGUGCUACUGAUCUCACAGGACAAAUGUAAAGCCCCUCAUGUCUACGGAAACACAUUGGACGACAGCAUGUUCUGUGCCGGUAACAUGAAUGGGGGCACCGACUCGUGCCAGGGAGACUCGGGGGGUCCCCUGGUGUGCGCGCGUAAUGGGAUUCACUAUGUGGUGGGAGUGGUGAGCUGGGGAGACGACUGCGGCAAGAAGUACAAGCCUGGAGUCUAUGCCAAUGUCGGCAAAUUCACCAACUGGAUCACCAAUAUAGAGUAUGGUUCGGACCACCCCACAGAGCCACCGUUCAGCUUUGACAUAGGCGAUUGGCUGAUAGAUCUCCUGGUUGAUAACAAUGUGUGUGAUCCAAACCCAUGUUUCAAUGGGGGCUCAUGCCAACAAAAAUCAAACACUGAGUUUGAGUGUUUGUGUCAAGAGCCCUAUGGAGGCAAGGGGUGCCAGAAAGUGAAAAAUGUUUGUGAAAAUGUGAGUUGCGGCCAUGGCAUGUGUGUUGUUGACCUGAGUGAACCUCCGUUUUACCAGUGCAAGUGCAGACUACCGUACACCGGGCCUAACUGCAUGACUCUGCCCCUUAGUCCCUGUGCUUCUAACCCUUGCCAGCACGGAGGCGUCUGUAUCCCUGGUAUCAACCGCUUCUACUGUGCCUGCCAAAGAGGAUACACAGGGAAGUUCUGUGAAAGUCUUCCUGGUGACUGUUAUAUCAGAAAUGGAGAGACAUACAGAGGCACAGUCAGUACCACAGAACACGGUGAGGAGUGUUUGGACUGGCAUUCCUACUUUGUUCUGGCUCGUGUUGGAGAUGUUUUCAGACGAUUCCCAGACUUUGAUGGGCUGGAAAAAAACAACCACUGCAGAAAUCCAGAUGGAGACCUCAGACCAUGGUGUUAUGUUAGAAGAAAGAGAAAACUGGUCUAUGACUACUGCAAAAUCAAGAAGUGCCCUGAAGCUCCGACCACUCCAGCUCCAACCACCCCAGCCCCAACCAUGACCCCGAGUCCCAACUCUCCGUUCGCUCAGUGUGGGGUGGGUCGACCUAAAAAAGCCCUCAGGAUCUUUGGGGGCACCAAGGCGUUUCCUGGAUCAAACCAGUGGCAGGCCUCAGUGCAGAUCAGGGACAGAGGCUCCAGUCUGCCCUUCAGGCACAUCUGUGGAGGGAUACUCAUCUCCUCCUGCUAUGUCCUCACAGCUGGACACUGUAUUAACCAAGGAAAAGAGUAUCAGGUUGUUUUGGGUGGAAUCGACAUCCUCAAACAGGAGGACAUGGAUCAGACCAUCGCAGUGACUGACAUGUAUGUUCAUGAAGACUACAAAGAAACUCCUGAGUCAGUACACAAUGACAUUGCACUUCUUAAGCUCGAAGUGACAGACAGCCCUUACUGUGCAAAGGAAACUCCAUUUGUCAAAACUGCAUGUCUCCCAGAUGAGGCCUUCCCUGCUGGAAAAGAGUGUGUCAUCUCAGGAUGGGGAGCAACUGAAACACAGAGCACCAGUAGUCAGCUGUUGAACACGAAUGUAUUUCUGAUCUCCAAUGAGAAAUGCAAUGCUCCUCACAUCUACGCAAAUACACUGGAUGACAGCAUGCUUUGUGCUGGGGUCUUAGAGGGAGGCAUAGACGCCUGCCAGGGUGACUCCGGUGGUCCCUUGGUGUGUGAGACAAAUGGCACUUAUUAUAUAACAGGAGUGGUGAGCUGGGGAGAUGGCUGUGGACAGAAGAACAAGCCCGGAGUGUAUGCAAAUGUUCUGCAGUUUAAAGACUGGAUUUUAAAUAAGAUGAAUUAAAUUUAAUCUAGACUUAAUAUAUUUACAUGCUCUGUGAUGUCAUGAAUCAGUAGUUUUCAAGUUAAGAGCUACCUUUUAACUUUUGUUGAGUAGAGAUUGGCAAUUUCAGGGUUGAAAUCAUCCACAUGAUUCUAGUGAAGGUGUAUAGAGUUUAAAACACAGUGUUUUCUGAUUGAGAGAAGAACUCAUCUUAAAUGCAGGAUUUGCAUGUUAAUCAUGUGUUAAUGAAACAAAAUACAACUCCAGGCUAUCUAAACUUGAUAUAUUUGCACCACUUAAUUGAUUCAACCCUGAAAUAAAAGAACAAUUUGGACAAAAGAAGAAGAAUUUGCUUUGGAAAAAAUAUUUUAUUAGCAAUUAAACCAAGCAUUUACUCCCAGCUCAGCUUUGAGUUACAACGGAUACAUAAAUACUGAACCUGCCAGACAAAACAAGACCUCAAAGUGCAUAAAUUCCACAACCAUUUUGUCUGCCCUCAUCUUCAUCAUCAUUAUCAUCAUCAGUAAAAACUACAAAUGAGUCAAAAAUAUGUACUGUUUGCAGCAACACACAUUGUACCAGCUGCCUGAUUUUUAAACAAAUGCAACAUCAUGUGACCUUUGCCCUUUAAACAACCUAAAUUCAGUUUAUCGAACCAGGUUGCACAUAACCAGGUCAACUUAUUUGUUAACACAUCCCACAACCUACUUUCUCUUCUCUCCUCCUUUCUCAGGCAUUCAAAACAGAAAUAUAUGCUGAAUUUUCUGUCUACUUCAAUCAACAUACCUCUAUCUCUCUUACACCCCCUUCACCAGUUGCACUCUAUUACUUCAUAUGACAAAAUGUGUUUUUGAAGUCAGUAGUUUAAACAAAGCAUAUAUGAAAAAAACAACAUUGAGUUAAAGUUCCAAGAUGGCUCAACCUUUAUCUGUAGAACUUCACUGAACUGAGAUCACGCAAAACAUUUUCCACUUAUUGUUCUUUCCUAGUUAGACCACUUUUCUAGCCCAUCUUGCUUUUUACAAUUAAAAGGUACACUGUGUAGCUUUUUGGUUGGGGGUCCAUAACUUGCUUGUUUCGCUGAAUAUGUCAUUGCUCUGCCUGGAAUGUUCCACGGUAUGACAUUAAACAGCUCUACCUUACAUUUAUUAAAUUACAAGUAGUUUCAUAGCUCAAAAAUACCUAGAAAAACUGGGAUUCUGACUGUGAGUGUGACUUCUGGUUUGGUCGCCAUGAAGAUAGAAUGAUUUAAUACCAUACUGUGA